Molecule: messenger RNA, 1584 nt
Organism: Rhinopithecus roxellana (golden snub-nosed monkey)
Lineage: Eukaryota; Metazoa; Chordata; Mammalia; Primates; Cercopithecidae
Product: keratin-associated protein 10-7
Exons: 1
Coding region: 20-1150 (376 amino acids)
Cellular component (GO): keratin filament
Source: RefSeq, a predicted model, not a curated record
CUCCAGCUCAACCCCCAGCAUGGCCGCGUCCACCAUGUCCGUCUGCUCCAGCAACAUGAGCUAUGGCAGCCGUGUCUGCCUUCCUGGUCCUUGUGACUCUUGCCCUGACUCCUGGCAGGUGGACAACUGCCCAGAGAGCUGCUGUGAGCCCCCCUGCUGCGCCCCCAGCUGCUGUGCCCCGGCCCCCUGCCUGACCCUGGUCUGCACCCCAGUGAGCUGUGUGUCCAGCCCCUGCUGUCCAGCAGCCUGUGAGCCCAGCCCCUGCCAAUCAGGCUGCACCAGCUCCUGCACGUCCUCGUGCUGCCAGCAGUCUAGCUGCCAGCCGGCUUGCUGCACCUCCUCCCCCUGCCAGCAGGCCUGCUGCGUGCCUGUCUGCUGCAAGACUGUCUGCUGCAAGCCUGUGUGCUGUGUGCCCGUCUGCAGUGGGGCUUCUUCUUCAUGCUGCCAGCAGUCUAGCUGCCAGCCAGCUUGCUGCACCUCCUCCCCCUGCCAGCAGGCCUGCUGUGUGCCCGUCUGCUGCAAGCCCAUCUGCUCUGGGAUUUCCUCUUUGUGCUGUCAGCAGUCUAGCUCUGUGAACUCUGUGUCCAGCCCCUGCUGCCAGGCAGCCUGUGAGCCCAGCCCCUGCCAAUCAGGCUGCACCAGCUCCUGCACACCCUCGUGCUGCCAGCAGUCUAGCUGCCAGUCAGAUUGCUGCACCUCCUCCCCCUGCCAGCAGGCCUGCUGUGUGCCCGUCUGCUGUGUGCCCACCUGCUCUGAGGAUUCCUCUUCAUGCUGCCAGCAGUCUAGCUGCCAGCCGGCUUGCUGCACCUCCUCCCAAAACCAGCAGGGCUGCUGUGUGCCCGUCUGCUGCAAGCCCAUCUGCUGUGUGCCCAUCUGCUCUGGGGCUCCCUCUCUGUGCUGCCAGCAGUCUAGCUGUCAGCCAGCUUGCUGCACCACCUCCUGCUGCAGACCUUCCUCCUCCGUGUCCCUCCUCUGCCGCCCUGUGUGCAGGCCUGCCUGCUGCGUGCCUGUCUCCUCCUGCUGUGCCCCCACCUCCUCCUGCCAGUCCAGCUGCUGCCGCCCGGCCUCCUGUGUGCCCCUCCUUUGCCGCCCUGCAUGCUCCCACCCGGCCUGCUGCGGCCCCACCUCAACCCAGAAGUCUAGCUGCUGAGUGAUCUCCUUAAGAUCAUCCAAAGCCUGAGUGCCCACUGCCCCCUGCACCCCUGGGUUCUUUACCCUUGACGGCUCUCCACAUCCUGCUCCUGAGCCCUGCAGUGGGCAUCAGUGGUCAGCUGGCCACCCAGUGUGUACUUCUCCUCCUAGCAGCAGCUCAGCUAUUUCUCCAAGUCUUGACUUUCCCCCAGUACCCAGCCCUGUCUCCCCAGCAACAGGUGGGCAGUGACCCAGCAAAGUCAGUGGGUCCUCCCAGGCCAUGACCCGGUGUGGGGAGAAACGAGGGUAGACACGUGUCAGGUGUGGGUUUCUCAUCACUGCCCUGGCUCAGUGGCGAGCCCUGCUCCUCCCCUGCCGUGGGCCUGGGCCUCUUUCUCUGUCUUCCCUGACCAUGGGAGCAGGUCAGACCCUUCUAAUAAAUUCCUUUCCUAA